Molecule: messenger RNA, 2095 nt
Organism: Paramecium tetraurelia
Lineage: Eukaryota; Ciliophora; Oligohymenophorea; Peniculida; Parameciidae
Exons: 5
Source: RefSeq, a predicted model, not a curated record
CAUUAAGUUCGACCAAUCAAACAGUUGAAACUCCAACACAGGAGGAAAUGGAUUGGGAGGCAUUUCAAUAAUUAUUAAUCUAAGAGAGAGUCGAAACAAAGAGGUGGAAAUAUCUUAGGUGUUGAAGUUGAGUGGGAAUAUGUCAGUGAUUCAAUUCAAGGGAGGUAAUUUGAUAUUUGAGGGGAGUACGAGAGAUUCUAUUUUUGAUGAAGAAUUUUAUUAAACCUCUCCUUGCAUUAGAGUGCAUUACAGAAACCUGUUGAUUAUGGCAUGUAAUGUUGAGAACUUUCAAAAUUAAGGGUUGUUUAUUACCUUUGAUAACUCCUUAACGAUAAACGAUACGAUAUUGAAGGGAUUUCAAGUAUAUUUUGGUUGUGAGAACAACGGGACGAAAUUGAAGUGAUUGUUAAUAGUAAUAAUAGUCAGUUUUGAUUCAUGCGGACAACCUCGGAGAAUUUGCGAUGGAACUUACAAAUUCAAUAAUAGAAGUAAGAAUGUGGAAGUCACAAUUAAGGAUAAUGAAUUUAAAAAUUAGUAAAUUUCCAUUUCAUUUGAAAAUGUCAAGAACAAAUCAAUCACAAUCCACAAGAACAUAUUUUACCUGUCUUGGGAUUAUGCAAUCAAAAUGACUGAUGUUGUUGUGGACAAAUUACAGCUAUUCAAAAACACAAUCACCAAAUGCAGAAUUGGAAUCUAUCUAUACAAUGUGAUAGAAGUAUGCCCCUUGGUUCAACACAUUAAACCUAUCUCGCUCAAAUAGAAUGUAUUGACAAGCAUGGAACAAACAGCCAUCAGGAUUGGAGAAGUCAUCUGUAUGGAAAUAGAUGAAAUCAACAUCUAAGACAACAUUAUCGGAAUGGAUAUUGACAUCAGCACAUCCAAAAGGCCAGAAAAGAAUACUUUCAAUCCUUUUAUCAUUACGAUUAAGAACUCUACAAUAGCAUCCAACCGUAUCCAUGGCAUCUUUCUCAAUAGCAACUUGUCCUACAAUCCCAUCCAUCUCCAGAUCUCUAAGUCUGCAUUCUUCUCUAACUGCAAUUCCUUGAGUCUCUCUCAUCAAGGAGAAUCGAACGACCAAAGUAAGUCUGAUGAUAUUAAAUAGGAUUCAAGGUCAAUAUUAAUAGUUGCCAAUUCCAAGACAAUCACUUUUCUAACUCUAAUUCAAAUUAUGAAAUCAAUAUCAGCAAUACUAACAUUGUAGUAAGAAAAUCUAAAUAAUUUGAUAGCAUAAUAAUCAACUCCUUCUUAAUUCAAGGUCAAAAAACUGUCAAAUAAUGUGAAUAUAUUUCAACUAAUUAUAUAUUGUUAAUUCAAUUAUUCAUUAAUGUUAAAAACACCUAGUCUUAAAUCAUUUUCUAAUCCAAGUGAAAGGAAUCAAUCUGAACAAUACAUCCAGUGUUAUACAAAUAAAAUCAUCAGACAAGACCAACAGCUCAAUUCCUCCUACUAUGAAGAAGACUAAUUCGAAAAAUGCUAAAACACUAAUGAUACACAGCAAUUUCAGGAUUACAUGCAAAACCUUAUCACCAUCAUCUCCAACCCUCCGCAAUCACAAUAUUUAAGUUAAUACUAUGUUCUCUCUACCGAAAACGAUACUAUCACAUUCAUUAGCGAAACAUCUCCAGAAACACUUAUGGAUUAUAUUAAAUUUAGACAUUAGAACAAAGCUCCCAUGAAUGAAGAUGAAAUUGUCUAUUUGGCAUAUGCAUUACUGAAUGGUUUAUCAAACAUCAACAUUUUGUACUUGAGUCCCACCAACAUUAUCAAAAAAUGGAAGAUCAUAAAUUACAUGGAGCAAAUAACCCAUCAAAAUCAACGAUCAUUUUUAGAAUCAGAGGACAAAUUAUACUUAGCCCCUGAACUCUUUAAAUAUUUAGACAUCGAACUUAACGAUUGCGAUGAUUUCAAUAAACAUCUUAGCCAAGAAAUUAAAAGCCCCUAAAGCUUCUGUCUAUUCGUUAGGCGUUAUCCUGUUACAAUGCAUCUAUUUCGAAUUCAAAAAAGAUAGCUUCCAUUAUCAGGACAUUCUUAAGAAUUCUAAAUACAGUUGGUCAUUGAGAGAUCUCAUUCAAUAAAUGUUAAGAGAAGAAGAUGA